CCACGAGGAAGCUGAGCUGGUGUGUAAUGAUAGGGCAGCAGCCGCGGCUGCAGCUAACUCACUGCCCCGGGAGCCGGUGCCACACAGGUGUUCCGAGGAGUAAGAGGAGUAAUUAUAGAGCCGCGAAGGCUGAAACACACCUCUGAGUUUUCACCUGUGGACACAAUAGUGCAGAGCCAGUCGGUGAUAGCAAAGGGGAAGCCAAGACCGAACAGUGAUCAGUCACCUCUAGAGAAACAAGUUGAAAGUUCUUUUGUUUUUGUUUUGUUUUUCCCCCCUCUGUUUUCUUUUUCAUCCCUCUCCUCUGGUGUGACACUGCCAUGGUCAGAAAGCCAGUUGUGGCCACCAUCUCCAAAGGAGGUUACCUGCAGGGCAAUAUGAGCGGGAGGCUGCCUUCCAUGGGGGACCAAGAGACCCCUGGGCAGGAGAAGGUAGUUCUGAAAAAGAAGAUCACUUUGCUGAGGGGGGUCUCCAUCAUCAUCGGCACCGUCAUCGGAUCAGGCAUCUUCAUCUCCCCCAAGGGUAUACUCCAGAACACGGGCAGCGUGGGCAUGUCACUGGUUUUCUGGUCUGCCUGUGGAGUACUGUCACUUUUUGGAGCCCUGUCCUAUGCUGAAUUGGGAACAAGCAUAAAGAAGUCUGGUGGUCAUUACACAUACAUUCUGGAGGUCUUUGGCCCUUUGCUAGCUUUUGUUCGAGUCUGGGUGGAACUGCUCGUAAUACGCCCCGGAGCUACUGCUGUGAUAUCCCUGGCAUUUGGACGCUACAUUCUGGAACCAUUUUUUAUUCAAUGUGAAAUUCCUGAACUUGCAAUCAAGCUUGUAACUGCUGUGGGCAUCACUGUGGUGAUGGUCCUAAAUAGCACAAGUGUCAGCUGGAGUGCCCGCAUCCAGAUUUUCCUAACCUUUUGCAAGCUCACAGCAAUUCUGGUAAUUAUAGUCCCCGGAGUUAUACAGCUAAUUAAAGGACAAACACAUCACUUUAAAGAUGCAUUUUCAGGAAGAGAUAUAAGUCUAAUGGGGUUGCCCUUGGCUUUUUAUUAUGGGAUGUAUGCAUAUGCUGGCUGGUUUUACCUCAAUUUUAUUACUGAAGAAAUAGACAACCCUGAAAAAACCAUCCCUCUUGCAAUCUGCAUCUCCAUGGCUAUCAUCACAGUGUGCUACGUACUGACAAAUGUGGCCUAUUUUACAGCCAUUAGUGCUGAGGAGCUGUUGCAGUCCAAAGCUGUGGCCGUGACCUUCUCUGAGCGGCUGCUGGGAAAAUUCUCAUUAGCAGUCCCGAUCUUUGUUGCCCUCUCCUGCUUCGGCUCCAUGAACGGUGGUGUGUUCGCUGUCUCCAGGUUAUUCUAUGUCGCAUCUCGAGAAGGGCACCUUCCGGAAAUCCUCUCUAUGAUUCAUGUCCACAAGCACACUCCUUUGCCAGCUGUUUUUGUUUUGCAUCCUCUGACGAUGAUAAUGCUCUUUUCCGGAGACCUCUACAGUCUUCUGAAUUUCCUCAGUUUUGCCAGGUGGCUUUUUAUGGGGCUGGCAGUCGCCGGGCUGAUUUAUCUUCGAUACAAACGCCCAGAUAUGCAUCGUCCUUUCAAGGUGCCUCUCUUCAUCCCAGCACUAUUUUCCUUCACGUGCCUCUUCAUGGUUGUCCUCUCCCUUUACUCGGAUCCGUUCAGCAGCGGGGUCGGCUUCCUUAUCACCUUGACUGGGGUCCCUGCAUAUUAUCUCUUCAUUGUAUGGGACAAGAAACCUAAGUGGUUCAGACGACUGUCAGACAGAAUAACCAGAACAUUACAGAUUAUACUAGAAGUUGUACCAGAAGACUCUAAAGAAUUAUGAACUUAAUGCAUCAAAAGCUUGGCCAUCUGCCCAGGAUUGAGAUACAAAAUGGAUCUUUAUUUCAAGGAAACACAACUUUGAUGAUGGACUAAAGGAAUCAGUUAUCUCUCUUUGUAUCCUCUAGUGUAUUCAAAUUAAUUUCUGAGCAACUUACUGGUAACUCCAUGUAUUUGUAGCAAGUUAAUAUGCAAGUCAUACAGUGAGGCAAGCUCACAGUUCUGGAGUCUAGUGCCUAUCUGCUGAGGGGAAAGGAAAAACCUAAGGGCUUUGGCACCUGGGCUAUCAUUCUCUACCGUGUUUGUUAUCAUGACUGAGAACCUUGACUAGAAGACCAAAAUGGUUUCUGUAUAUAUGAGGUCUGUAAACAUAGCUUUACCUCCUAGGGACAUCUAUACUGUGAAAGUAUUUUGUUUUUUCAUUUUUCUGGAAAAAAAGUCAUUAUUGUAGCAAAGAAGGCAGAAUAAUUUUAACAUUGACCUUGGACUGUUUUCCCUUAGUGGCCAACAUGGCCACUUUCAGUGGCUUAUACUCAGAGCAUCAGAACAAAACAUGAGGGAGGUGUGUAUGUGUGUGUGUGUGUGUGUGUAUGUGUGUGUGUGUGUGUGUGUGUGUAUGUGUGUGUAUGUGUGCGCGCGUGCGUGUGUGUAGCUUGAGAUCAAAUUCAAGGCUUUAUAAAAGCCAGGCAAGCACUCUACCAUUGAGAUACACCUAAUUUUCUUAAAUGCAUAACAGAAGUAUUUCCAGGAGAUAGUAUUUAUGACACAAUCCUAGGAACUAUGUUUGAACUAAAAUCAUUGAGAACUUCUUAGGUUAAGUUCAUUGUUGCUCAUUAUCAGGAAACUCGGUGUUUAAUAACAUCAGUGCUUUCAUUGUGGUUUGUUUUUUUUCCUGAAAAUGUGUACUGUUUGCUCUGACAUCCAUUGGUGAGCCACCUCUUUGGUAAUUUACUUCUCGGUGGACAAAAAUGUUUUCUUCAUCACAGUACAACAUCAGCAUGGGAGACAUUGCCCAUAAAACUCCAGAUACCAAGCUUUCUCUUCAUGAGCCCCAGUUAUAUGCAGUGUUAGUAAUUCUACUCACUUUUUCUUUUCCUUUGCUGCUGUUUUCACCUGGUGAUGAGAUUUUGACAGUGUAUGCAUUCCCUUUACAGUUCUGUUAAAAUAUGUCUCUGGAUAAAACUAUCUGGAUCAAUUAGGAAAAGUACAGAUUUACAUAAAAACUAUGAA
Messenger RNA from Mastomys coucha (southern multimammate mouse), 3055 nucleotides. It is a transcript of the gene Slc7a11, whose product is annotated as solute carrier family 7 member 11. Gene Ontology annotation, biological process: amino acid transmembrane transport. Bases 321 to 1829 code for a protein of 502 amino acids. Lineage: Eukaryota; Metazoa; Chordata; Mammalia; Rodentia; Muridae. Gene Ontology annotation, cellular component: membrane. Gene Ontology annotation, molecular function: L-amino acid transmembrane transporter activity. The record is from RefSeq and is a predicted model, not a curated record. The transcript has 12 exons.